AUGUCGUCUUUGAAGCGAUCGCAUCGCGCCAUCAGCAACCUUGACUCGGCAAACGGCACCGGCGUGGAGCAGGCCAGCUCGAGCUUCAGCAACGAUGCCGCCAGAAAACGCGUGCGCGUUUCGGUCGGUCGCCCCGUAAAGCCUACAGCGCCGCGCGAACCGAGUGCCGUGUCCGAGGAGUCCGAACAGUCCGAACAAAGCGCCGGCGAAGAGUCUCGCAACGGCCGCGACUCUCCUCCCCGAACCCAGUAUGAGAUUAUGCGAGACGGCGGCUUUCGCCAUCUCGAGAACGAAGAGCUAGACGACCAACGUGCGACACAAGCCAUCAACGCUCGCUCGCAUCGGGUCGGUGACAACCGCGCAGCCGAGAAUGGAAUCAUCGAAAACGUCGAGUGCAUCAACUUCAUGUGCCAUGAACGCCUCUACGUCGAGCUCGGCCCCCUCAUCAACUUUAUCGUCGGCGAGAACGGCAGCGGCAAGAGCGCCGUGCUGACCGCCCUCACGCUCUGCCUAGGCGCCAAGGCGAGCUCCACAAACCGCGGAGGCAGCCUCAAGAGCUUCAUCAAGGAGGGCCGCGACCAGGCCGUCAUCACCGUCUGCAUCAAGAACCAGGGACAGGAUGCGUACCAGCCCGACUUGUACGGCGAGACGAUCAGGGUGGAGCGCCACUUCUCGAGGUCCGGCACGAGCGGCUUCCGCCUGAAGAGCGAGCGCGGCAAGACCAUCUCUACAAAGAAGGCCGAAAUCGACGAAAUCACAGAAUACUGGGGCCUGCAGGUCGACAAUCCGCUGAACGUCCUAUCCCAGGACAAUGCGCGUCAGUUCCUCAACUCGGCCACGCCCGCCGUCAAGUACAAGUAUUUCUUCAAGGGCGUCCAGCUGGAGCAGCUCGACCACAACUACAAACUUAUAUCGGAAAUGCUGGACAGCCAUGAGGAGAAGCUGGUCAAGCUCAAGGAUGAUGCCGCCCAACUGGAAGUCAAAUACCAGAGGGCCAAGAAGGACAAGCAGGCCGUCGAGGCCAAUCUUGGCUUGCGCGCAGAGGGCCAGCGAAUCCGCACGCAGCUGGCCUGGUGUCAGGUUGUGGAUGCUGAGCGGGGUCUUGCGCAACAACAAGCGCAGCUGGAGGCCCUCACCUCGAAACUCGUCGAGGAUGCGCGGAACAUUGACAAGGCCACGGGGCAACUCACGACGUGCGAUGAAAAGAUUGAGCAGCUCGAAGCCUGUUGUGGCGGAAAAGAGGCGAAAGCGAAACUGGAAGAUCACCGUCGCGAAGAACGCGAAGCCCACGCUCAAAUCAAGAACGCCAGGGCAAGCGUUGCCAGUUGGAAGGAAAAAAUUGCAGCAGAAGAGCAACGGCUCGGCGAAGAGUCUGGAAGUGCUCGCCAGAAAUUGCAGGAACAGCUCGACGAGGCAAACGCCGAGGAGGCUCGCUUGCAACAUCAGAUUCUCGAGGGCAACGCGCAGUUGCCCAUUCUGGUCAAGGAGAGCGACGCUGCCGCUGAACACGUCACACAAUGCGAGAAACGCCUGAAUGCCAAGGGGAAAGAGGUCCAGGAUGCGAGAGGACGCAUCCAGAACCUGCAAAGCAACAACCGAUCGCCCUAUGCGGCUUUCGAUCCCAAGAUCCCUCAGCUUCUCAAGGCCAUUGAGCGAGACGAUGGGUUUGAGAGACGGCCCGUAGGUCCCGUUGGACUCCAUAUGCAACUGCUCAAACCUGUCUGGUCAUCGAUUCUCGAGACAACGUUCGGCCAGUUUCUCAACAGCUUCCUGGUCGUGAACAAGCAGGACCAGCGACGUCUCGUCGAACUCAUGCGUCAGAUCGGCAUCCGGAACGUCCCAGUCACGAUCGGAAAGCCUCUACCUCCGGGCACUAAGCUGAAGGAACCGGAUGGGCAGUUCUUGACGAUUCUUCGUGCUCUCAAGAUCGAGGAUGACUGGGUGCGCGAUCAGCUCAUCGUCAACUACAUGAUCGAAAAGAUCAUCCUCGUUGAGAGGAGAGAGGAUGCCGAGGAUAUCAUGUACGGCAGCGAGGGCCCGCCGCGCGAUGUGUCUGUCAGUCUCAGUCUCCACGACCGCAAGCGGAAUCAAGGUAUCCGUAUUCAAGUCAGGCCAUCGGGCAUUUCGACGAGUACUGUCAGCGAGUUCAAGAGGGCCCCGCGCAUGAAGUCAGAUGUCGAGACCCAGAUUGGCCUGCACGAAGAAACGCUGCGACUCCUCGACGGCGAGUUUCAGGAGCUGCGCAAGGAAAAAGCGACACUUGAGACGGCUCGAAGGCACUGCCACGAGCAGGUGACGCGGUUGAGGCAAACCAACGACAAGCUGGAGGCCGCCAUCACCAAGAUUGCCGCCAAGAUUACGAACCUCAACGAAGAGAAUGACCAGUACGAAGGUGCCGAUGGACGACUAGCCCAAUACCAGGAAGAACUCAAGCUGGCCGAACUCGACAAGGAGCAUCACGGCACCCAGUACGGAGAACUGCACGUCAAACGAGACUCGCUCAACAAGGAAGUCGAGGAGCAGAAGAGGAAGCUCAACCACGAAAAGGAGAAGAUCAAGGAUCUGGAGGCACAGCUCAACAAGGUCGACAGAAAGCUGCAGCAGGCCCGGGAUCUCCGCCAGAUGGCCGUCGUGGCCAAGAACACGGCCUACGAUACGCAGGCAGAGACCGAGACUCUCAAGCACCGCGCCGAGCAAGAAUGCGCCUACCAGGCCCAAGCUGUGGCCGAGUGCACCGAGGGCGCCUCGGCCCAGUCCCCGAACCCUCAAGCAGCGAGCGGAACGCAUCGGCGCACGGACGAGCAGAUCAACGAUCGGCUGCGCGAGGCCAAAGCCGCUUUCCUGGCGGCGUCCCAGGAGUUUGAGUCGCAGCAAAGCUUCCAGCAGGACGCGAAGCGCUCGCUGGCCGAUCGACUCGUCAGGUGGCGCCACUUUCAGCAGCACAUCUCAGCGCACUCGAGGAUCAACUUCCGAUACCUCCUCAGCGAGCGCGGGUUCAGGGGAAACAUCUCUCGGCAAUGGUGGUGGAUUCUGCAGCUGUCUGUGGAACCCGACGAGACGCGCAAGAACGCGGGCGGCCGGAGCACAAAAACAUUGUCUGGAGGCGAAAAGUCCUUCUCGUCCAUCUGUAUGCUGCUGGCCAUUUGGGAGGCCAUGGGAUCGCCGCUGCGAUGUCUCGACGAAUUCGACGUUUUCAUGGACAACGUCAACCGAACGAUUAGCACCAAGAUGCUGAUUGAUGCGGCUCGACGCUCGGUCAGCCGUCAGUACAUUAUGAUCACCCCCAACGCCAUCGAGGGACGGGCUUCGUUGGGCAAGGACGUCAAUAUUAUCCGUUUGACCGAUCCGCGCCAACGAACGCUCCCGCAGAUGACGUGA
This is a messenger RNA of Verticillium alfalfae VaMs.102, 3378 nucleotides long. RefSeq lists its product as hypothetical. Gene Ontology annotation, biological process: double-strand break repair via homologous recombination. Bases 1 to 3378 code for a protein of 1125 amino acids. Gene Ontology annotation, cellular component: Smc5-Smc6 complex; site of double-strand break; nucleus. The record is from RefSeq and is a predicted model, not a curated record. The transcript has 6 exons. Gene Ontology annotation, molecular function: single-stranded DNA binding; damaged DNA binding. NCBI's taxonomy places the organism in Eukaryota, Fungi, Ascomycota, Sordariomycetes, Glomerellales, Plectosphaerellaceae.